AGGAACGAGUCAGUUAAAAUUGAGAAGACAUCAUUAUAUGACAGAAUAAAUUCCAUCGAUCCAUUCUUGUAAUUUAUCUCAAUAUUCACUUCAUAAAUCCAAAAUCUCAGGUCCCAGCUCAUGAACUAUUUUGUUUAUUGUUAUUUUGGGUUCCAUUUAUUUGAAUAGUGUAAACAAGAAAGAGAAGUGAAUUUUUGUCUUUCUUUCUUGUUUAAUGUCAAGAAAAUUUUAAAUGGAGUUAGGGCCCUUUAAUUCUGAUUCAAAAUCAGAACCAGACAGUUCAUCACUGCCAUGGCAAGACAUGUUCCGAUCUGCAUCCAGUAGGAAACCGGAAACUAACGACGCGCCUCCUCCAAAACCCCACGCGCCACCACCACAAGAUGGAGCCAAUUCUCUCUCCUAUGAUCCUCAGGUACGUCUUGCCCUCUACAUAGCCAUGGCCCACGCAGGCCUUGCCUUUACAGUAUUUGUUCUCUAUGGAGUCUGCAAACUUCUUGAGGAUUUUUUGAGGCCAAUUUUAUGGGCUGUGAUCUGUUCAAUCCCAUUAAGAGGCAUUCAACAGACCCUCGUUGGAUUUUGGUCCAAGCCACUAAGGUUAGGGCUCACAGAGACCACAUUGGCUGUCCCUGUGGCUAUAUUCAGAAUCUUUGUUGGGACUCUUGUAGAGAUUAAAGAAAUGAUGCUUCGGAUUGUUCUUAGAAAGAAGAAAUCCAAUAUUACGAGGAGGGAAAAGAGUGGGUUUUACAAGUUGUUGAGGUGGCUUGUAUCCUUUUGGGUAUUUGUGAUGGUUUAUGAACAUAUUGGUAGUUUUGGAUCUAUUUCACUUCUUGCAUUAGGGUUCAUGUUUACAGCUGCUGGGGUGGAGUCAACAAUGAGUACAGUUACGUCGUUGAGGAGUCAAAGCUUUCGCCGGCUCCGGGUGAGUGCAUUUUUCACUAGAGGAAUAUUGAAAAGACUGAAGACUAUAGUUGCUAUAGGGUUGAUUGUAGGAAUUAGUGUGGGAUCCUUGGCUGGCAUGAUUUUCUUUGCGUACAAAAUUGGCGUGGAAGGAAAAGAUGCCGUGUAUGCGCUUAAAUCUCAUGUCGAAGAGAGUAAUUAUGCUGAGAAGAUAGGAUUUAGGAAAUGGAUGAAUGAAAAUGAUGUGCCUGGAAUGGUGGAUACGUACUCGACUAAAUUUUAUGAAACUGUAUCUGAUCAGAUUGAUAGUUUAGCGAUGCAAUACAACAUGACUGAGUUUGUUACGGGGAUCAAACAUUUUAUGAUAACCACCCCAUCAUCAAACUCCUCAGGUAAGUCUACGGCGCUGAUGAACCCUUCUCUGUACACUCAGAAAUUUUUAACCUUGAAAAGGAGGGUCAGGGAGCGCGAGUGGGGGCAAAUAUACACAGAAGUGGAUGGAAUUUUCAGAGAGCUUCUGAUUACUAGAGAGGAUUUGGUUGAGAAGGCUAAAGGGUUUGCCAUUCAAGGAAUGAAUGUGAUGCAGGGUGUAUUAGUUAGCAGUACAUCUGUUCUUGCUGGCAGUGCAAAGCUCAUGUUCUUGAUCAUGAAUUCCAUUGUCUCUGGAGCUGCCGAAUUAUUCAAUUUUCUUUCACAGACGAUGGUUUUCUUUUGGGUUUUGUAUUAUCUAAUCACGUCAGAUUCUGGUGGUGUUACAGAACAGGUGAUGUGUAUGCUGCCCAUGUCACAGUCUGCAAGGACUCGAUGUGUUGAGGUUCUCGACAAAGCUAUUUCCGGUGUUCUUUUAGCAAAUGUCGAGAUUGCUUUCGUUCAUGGAUGUCUGACCUGGCUGCUAUUUAGACUAUUCUCAAUACACUUCUUGUUCAUGUCGACUGUUCUUGCAUUUAUUAGCUCUGUUUUGCCAUUAUUUCCUCCUUGGAUUUCAACAAUUCCAGCUGCUCUGCAACUGGUUUUGGAAGGGAGAUAUAUAUUGGCCAUCUUCUUAUUUGUUAUUCAUCUGGUGCUUUUGGAUUAUGGAACUACUGAAAUUCAAGAGGAUAUUCCUGGCUACAGCGCUUAUCUUACUGGUCUCAGCAUCAUUGGUGGCAUGACAUUGUUCCCGUCUGCAUUGGAGGGAGCAAUAAUGGGGCCACUGAUAACUACUGUUGUAAUAGCUCUCAAGGAUUUGUACGUAGAGUUUGUGUUGGGACAACCAAAGGAGAAAAGUAAUUAGGAUGAUAUUGUUCUGAAAACUUUAAGGAGGAGAUUUGAUCCCGCGCUUGAGCUGAUUUGUUUGAAGAUUGCUGCUGUAAUCAUCUCGGUUUUCCGUUUUUUCAGCAUGGCUUGUUCCAGUGAAAUUUUGUGUUCGUGUCGUGUCCCUUUCAUCCCUCUGUGUAAGUAUUCGUUCGGUUUUUUUAUAGAGAAGUGUAGGAGGAUUGUGCAUUAAUGGCUGUAAAGAAAAAGAGAGAAGUUGUUUAAUUCCAUUGUUACAUUAUCAAAUCAAACUUGCAGCUGCAAAUUAUGAAAUUAUUUAAAUUUAUGUUUACACAGAUGGCCAAUUAUGGUUUAAGAUU
This is a messenger RNA of Olea europaea var. sylvestris, 2510 nucleotides long. RefSeq lists its product as uncharacterized. Lineage: Eukaryota; Viridiplantae; Streptophyta; Magnoliopsida; Lamiales; Oleaceae. The transcript has 2 exons. The record is from RefSeq and is a predicted model, not a curated record. Bases 233 to 2170 code for a protein of 645 amino acids.